UAAAAUUAGCGCUGCAGCUCUGAACGUUUUAACAUGUGAUGUAAAAAUAGCAGGCCGGGAAGUCUGCUCUCCACACAGCAGAUAUACAGGGCAGACGGAGUGUAAGUCGUUUAACUUAAUGUUAACUGUUACUGGUCACAGCAGGGAAUGUAAACAGACAAACAGACUUUGAGAGAGAAAGAGACAGAAAGAGGUCAGUUUGACCAGUCGGUCUUCAACAAGAGAUCGACUGCACUGACUGAAGACUGAACCAAAAGUGGAUUAAUACAGUCAUCUUUCCUGUUUUGUAGGAUGUUGUCAAACAAGGAGUCGAAGAGGACGUUCAGCAACGGGCCGCUCAGAGACAAAUGGGAGCAGAAAGCUCAGAGCGUGGCGGAGCAGUGCAAACAGGAGGCCGAAUGGAAGAAGAAAAGUGACCACAAAAUAUCUUUCUCAAAGUGGAAUUAUCACUGGUCCCUCGUUUCCAAUGGAGACUUUAAGAAGCUCACCAGCGGAGCAGAUGAAGAGGAAAACAAGCCAAAAAUCAAAUUCAAAGUAGUCCCCCCUCCUCCCAAACCCAAACAUGAGCGCGCUCCUCCUCCGCCGCCAAAGAAAGCAGCUUCGCCUAAACUUCGUGCACCAAAACGUAAAGUUGAAGUGGAUGUUUUUAAGAUAUGCUGGAAAGACUCCUGGAUGAGCCUGAAGCCACCAAAGUAUCUUUACCUGAAGGCCAAAGAGGCAAAGCCCCGGAUCCCAGGGUUCACAACCAUAGAGAUGACAAACAACGGGGAAUACAAACCAAAGGAAUACGGACUGGAGGCCAAAUGGGCGUCUUCUGCUGAUGAAUGGAGUGACUCCUGGAAACAGGUGAGGAGUCCUGCCCAGCUGGAGCGCUCGGAGGAGAAACAAUCCCAGUCGGACAUUUUGUUUGAAAGAAUGAUGCAUAUCCAAACUGAGAUAGAAGUGUUUUCUCUUCCUGUCUGGGCUGGUACUUGGAAGAUGAUGAACUUUGCCUUCAGACAGGAAAAGAAGAAUUGGGAUCGUAUCUGGCCUGAUUAUCAACAAAUCUGCAGCAACAAGUUUGACAAAGUACAACAACUAGAGGAGCAGGAAGCGCCUUCCGACUGGGAGGGUUCAUGGAAAAUGUCCGUUAUUCAGCCUGAAACCAAAGACGUCACAACCGCAACCUCUGAAACCACAGUGAUGAUGAGGAUAAACAAUGUGUUCAUGCCCGGGUGGUGCGACUCCUGGCUACUCUCUGCUGCUCCUCGGGAGGAAGAAGAAGAACGCCGCAAACACUGGAGCUCCUGCUGGGGGUUCAGGCAGCAGACCAGGUGGUGGAAGUCUUCGCUGCAGUCCCAUCAUCGACACAGUGCCAUGCUGACUAAGAGACAUGAAGACAAAAACCUUUUCCUUGUGUCCACGCUGGACAAUGAGAUCAUGGACAGCACAGAGUGGACGGAGGCCUGGAAGACGCCUAAAGGAUGGAUCGAACCAGAGGAGGACAAAAUGGACGAGAUGAUGAGUGACACAGACGGACAGGAGGAGGAUGAACGAGUGGAUUAUGAGGAGGAUGACGAAGAAGCUGAGGAGAUGCAGGAGAAGGAGCAGGAGGAAGAGCAGGAAGAGGAGGACGACUAUGAUGAUGAAGGAGUAGAUGAGGAGGAUAUUGGCAAAAACAAAGAGGACAACAAUGAAGAGAGGGAUAUAGAAAUACAAGUGAAGGGGGAGAGAGAAUUUAACAAAGAAGAUGAAGAAGAUAAGGAUGAGGAUGAAGGGGUAGAUGAGGAGGAGGAGGAGGAGGAGGCGGAGGAGGACAGUGACGCGAAGGAUGAAGUAGUAAACAAAAACAACAAACAUGAGGAGGAAAAAUAUGCAGACAAGGAAAUUGAGGAGGAAGAUGAAAAGGACAAAGAAAAAGAUAAAAAUAUGGAGGAAGAGGAGAAAGGGAUGAAGAACGAUGAUGAAAUGCAUAAGGUGGGUGCAGAUGAUGAGGGAGAACACAAGGGGGAGUGGGACAAAAAAGCACACACGGUGGAGGAGAAGAACAUAAACCAAAAUUUUGGGGAGGAUGAAGAUGAAGAUGAAGAGGAGGAGGACACACAACAAUCUGAUAAUGAGGAAAACAUAAAAGAGGACGAUGAAGAAGGAGUAAAGGAGGAUGACCCAGAUGCUAUAGAAAAAGUAGAUGGGGAAGAAAAAGAUGAUUAUAUGGAUGAAAAAGACAAAGAAGUAGAUGAGGAGGAGGAAGAAGACAUGGUAAAUGGAGAGGAAGAGUUGGACAAAGUUGAAAUGAAAGAAGUAGACCAAGAAGAGGGACAGGCGGACGAAGAGGAUGAGAAGGAGGACAAUAUUUACAGGGAGCUGAAACACAAAUUGAUAGAAACGGAGAACAGUGUUGAUACAGCUGGGGACAAUGCUGAAGAAGAGGAAAAGGAGGAUGAAGAAGACAAAGACGUUGACUAUCAAGAUGUGGCUGGGGAUGAGGAGGAGGUAAAUAUGGACGAGAAGGAGGACAAAAUAGCUAAGGACAGGGGAAUUGACGUAGAGGAAGAGGAGGGUGUGGAUACAGAGGAGGAGGAAGAGGUGGAAAAAGAGAAAGAAGAGGACAUUAAAGAAGUGUAUAAGGAAGAUGAAGAAAUACAGGAGGAGGAAAAGGAAGCCAGGGAGGGGGUGCAUGAUGUAGAGGAAGAGGAGGGUGAGGAUACAGAGGAGGAGGAAGAGGUGGAAAAAGAGAAUGAAGAGGACAUUGAUGAAGUGUAUAAGGAAGAUGAAGAAAUACAGGAGGAGGAAAAGGUAACCAGGGAGGGGGUGCAUGAUGUAGAGGAAGAGGAGGGGGUGGAUACAGAGGAGGAGGAAGAGGUGGAAAAAGAGAAUGAAGAGGACAUUGAUGAAGUGUAUAAUGAAGAUGAAGAAAUACUGGAGGAGGAAAAGGUAGCCAGGGAGGGGGUGCAUGAUGUAGAGGAAGAGGAGGGGGUGGAUACAGAGGAUGAGAAAGGUGAGGAAGAGGAUGAAGAGGAAGAAGCAGCAGAAAACGCACAGGAGAACGAAGAAGACAAUGAAGAGGAUGAGGAUGAUGAAGAGGUAGACCAAAAGGAGGAGAAGGGAAAUGAAGAAGAACAUACCAGGGAGGAGGAUGUAGAAGAAGAAGAGGACGAAGAACAGAAAGAGGACGAAGCAGACAAAGACCAGGAGACAGAAGAAGUUGAUGAGGAGGAAGUAGACGAGGAGGCAGAAGUAGACGAGGAGGAGACGGGGAAAGAGGACACAGAGGGGAUGGCGGUCCAACUAAAAGAGGAGGAAGGCGGCUUCGAGGACGCAGACAAGAAAGAGGAGAAAGACAACGAGAGAAUCAAAUGCAAAUCCGAUGUCCCACUCCAUCUGCAGUUCCAUAAACUGAGCUCCUCCUUCUCCUCCUGGAAGCAGUCGUGGAUGGUGGCAGUAGCUCACAGGGGAGCAGAUGAGUAUGAGGAGGAGGAGGAGGAGCAGGAGCAGGAGGAGAUGGAGGAGUGGAUGGCGUGGAGAGAGUCGUGGAGGAUUUGCCGCUGGAAGAAGCCGGACGAGGACCAGGUGGUGUGUUUCUCCACCGAGCACCGGAGUCAGAGACACAUGGGACGGACGCACGAAGACGACGGCAUGCCAAACAGGGAGUGGACUCUCAGCUGGAAGAUGAACAAGACUGCAGCAAAGGAUGCAGAAGGAAACGAGGAAAGUGGAAACAUUCUAAUAGCUCACAAAUGAUGAUAUGGGAAAUGCAUUGAUUUUUUAUUCAAUAUUGGAGCCCAGCAAAGUUAGAUAUUGGUAAACGACCCUCAUUCUCAUUAAUUGUGUCCAUAGAGCUGGCUUUGAUAUAUCACUUUAUGAUUGACAAGUCUCUACCGCUACUAGAGCCGUAUACUGCGUCUCCUCAGACACUUCUCAGUUCAAUCAUUUUACUUUCAGUCACUGGCUGUGAAACAUCAAUAUGUGAGCAAAUGCUGACCUCUGGCUUUAAACACGCUGGUCCUCUCACCAAUGAGCUGAGUAGAAACUACUCCACCCACUUCAUAAAAAGGGUUUUUCUGGGUUUCAGACCACUCAUUAAUGGUCAACAAGGGCUCCAAUCCGAGACAAUUUGGAGGGAGCAUGAGAGUCUGGAGGAAUGUGCAUGUUUUCUACUUCAACAGUGUUCACAACCACACAACUCUGAUGUAAAGGGUGGCCUUAAACACUUUGCAUUGUCUUAAGACACGUAGCCGUGUCCGUCCUGUUUUAGCACCAAGCUAGGGUUACUGCCUUUGUUGGUGAAAGAGUUUAUUGCCCCACAUGUGGAUCUAGCAUUGCACAUUGUAACUUUUCUCCCAUUGCUAAAUAAAUACAUGUUUUUGCCCGUGGUGUAGCUUGAAUUGAGACAUUUGCAAGGUCAAUUGACACAGUAAAAGGUGUGAAAUAACCAAGCAGCCACAAACCAGUUCAACCCGGAAGAAACGCAGUUCUUUGAAUAGCCACAAGAGUCACUCCCCAGAGACCGCCAUGUUGAAGGUGUGAAGUAAAUAUGUUCAUGUAUAAGUUCAAACAUGAGGCUGUGACAGUGCGGCCGUAUGUAAAAUGUGUAUGUUAUAAAUGUCAUGAGGCUCAGUGCUGCCAGAAUGUAAAACACUAUAAGGACAAUGUGUGAAUAUGUCACUGUAUUUUAUGAAAUGACAAGCUGUUUACAUUUUUCAGUAAGUAGCUUAACCUCUGGCAUGAUGAACUUUUUUGGCUUUCUUGCCAAGAUUUCUGUGAGAUGAGGUGGACAUCCACGUCGUCCACUACUGUCAGGCUGCGGUUAGCCUAGCUUAGCAUAGAGACUGGAAGCAGGGGCAGAGAAGAGACACCGUCACAUAUUUCCAGCAUGUGACUUCCCUUCGCACUCCAAACUAUUGAUGGUUUUUGCUGUACCUGAUUCAAGAUGCAGCAUAUACACAAAUACACGUUAGGGGUGCCAAAAACAGCAGUGGUUAAGUGAAAAAGAGUAGGUCUCCUUUAAACCCACUGCCCCUAAAUACUUAGGAUAAGUUAACCCUUUUAUGGUGUUCUGGUCUUUGAGACCCGUUUUAAUCUUUUAUAAAAACAAAAAUAAUCCGAUUCGUUAUUUUCUCAAAUUCAGACUUAUUGGGCAUGGCUUUUUUUCUGCAGCGCAACUUUUAUCGACCGCCCACCGUGACCCCUCCCUACACAUUUAUGUGACAUACAUUGAAAUUGAAGGUCCUGUGCACCUUCAGUCUCACAAGUCUACAGUGGGAAUCCUGAUGGAGGGCACUCAGAGAAAAAUCAAGGCAUGAGAGGUGUCCUGGACAUGGCCAAGGAACUCGGUGGACGCAACAUCACAUGCAAUAAUUGUUUUGCUUUGUACAAGCUGGGACAGGAGCUCCUGAUGAGGAGGCUGACUGGUGGGAACGAUGAGGAGAAACAGGCUUGAGCUCCCAAUAUUAACCAUAUCAGCUGUUUAUAUUGCUUCUAAUUGGGAUGAACUAAUCAAAAACCCCAAAACAGACCCACAACAGGCUGAGUAACACAAAAGUGAACACCAUACAAGGGUUAAAUGCUGAGGUCAAACUGCACGAGUUCCUCUGGAGGCCUCUAGGAGGGGCUAGUGAGGGGGAUAUUUUCAAUCCUGGGGGAAAUUAAAUCCUGUGAAUAAAUCAGCCACCGGUUAGAGACAGAAGCUCAGUCAUACUUUGACUUCACAGAAGAUAAAGUCCUGGUUGGUUAACAGAAAAUAGGAAUUUGUCUAAAUGAUGAAAAGGGUUUUAAUGGAUAAAUAAA
Molecule: messenger RNA, 5766 nt
Organism: Pungitius pungitius (ninespine stickleback)
Lineage: Eukaryota; Metazoa; Chordata; Actinopteri; Perciformes; Gasterosteidae
Product: glutamic acid-rich protein-like
Exons: 7
Coding region: 292-3720 (1142 amino acids)
Source: RefSeq, a predicted model, not a curated record